AUUUUUUAGAAUUUGGUCAUCUGGCGAGUUUUUUGUGGGGAUGACGUUGUACCGUCCGUCAUUCGACCAUUCCUUUUGAUCUAUGACCGCUCUCAAUCUCAUUGGUAAAAAAAUCCAACCGCCGUUUCAGUCAAGUAUUUGAAGGUUACGGAUGUUGUCUAACGAAAGCCGGUUAUAUUUAACAAAAUAAAUAAGCCAAUUACAUUUGUGUGAGAAGAAAAGAGAAAAGUUCCUAGCCACUGAACGUGUGCUCUCAAACAAGCGGCAUAUUUAAAUCUAGAAAUUUUAUGAUGGAUAUAUUUUCCUGUAUAAAAGAUUGUCUCUUAACAUAUAAUUACCCACUUGUGCACUCCAUGAAUGAAGAAGAGAUCGCAGAUAUAUUCAAAAUAUCCAACAGAUGUUUUUUAAUCACUUGGAUGUUGAAGUUAAUAGACAGUGCAUAUGAAGAGGUUUUGGUAAAUUUUGAAAAUGACAAAGAAUUUUUAGGUAAUAUUGUUUGUGAACUUGGUUUAUGUAGUAAAAAGGUGAAAAUACCUUUUAUGGAAGGAGAACUACCUGUUACUCAACAAGUAAAAAUUAUUUACAAUAUAUGUACAUAUAUAAUCGAUAUUAAAAAAUAUAAAGAUGAGGAAAAGACACCUAUCGUAAGUAGUGAUGAUCUUGAAGCAUUGGUAAAUACGGAUUUAAAUCUAUUCCCGAUGUACGGCGAUAUAAAGUUAUUAAACCCAUCAGAAAGGGCAGUGAAAGAGGCAGUGUUACAGAAAGAAUUGGAGACUGUCCGAAUUGAUGAACAAUCAACAGAAACUAGGACUGAGGAUAAGUGUUUAUUAGAAAAUGGGUUUAAUGAAGCUAUACAGGAAUUUAUAGAGAAAUUGAGAAUGGAAUUUCCAAAAAUUAAGUCCGCUAUGGAGAUGGUUAAUAGAAACAGUUGUCUGGAAACUAAUAAUAUUAUCGAGUUACAGCCAGAUUUAGUAGAAACGUUAAAGGAGUCUUGUAAAAACUUAAAACUAAUAUCUCAGUUCAUCAAAGACAUUAACACUAUUGAGAACUUUGAGUGUGACUUUGGAUUAAAGGAACAGGGUAGAAAGAAUAAUAGCACUUACAAUAUGAUUAAAAUGCUGCAUAAAGAGGUAUUAACUGUAUUAAAAUACAGUAGAUAUCUCUAAUAUCAAUUACUAAUUAUUAGAAUUUUGUAAAUUUGUUUCACGUCUCUUUUUUACUUAGA
This is a messenger RNA of Anoplophora glabripennis (Asian longhorned beetle), 1225 nucleotides long. RefSeq lists its product as uncharacterized. NCBI's taxonomy places the organism in Eukaryota, Metazoa, Arthropoda, Insecta, Coleoptera, Cerambycidae. The transcript has 4 exons. Bases 288 to 1166 code for a protein of 292 amino acids. The record is from RefSeq and is a predicted model, not a curated record.